Gloeophyllum trabeum ATCC 11539 is the source of this 183-nucleotide messenger RNA. RefSeq lists its product as uncharacterized. The annotation marks the transcript as partial. The transcript has 2 exons. The record is from RefSeq and is a predicted model, not a curated record. NCBI's taxonomy places the organism in Eukaryota, Fungi, Basidiomycota, Agaricomycetes, Gloeophyllales, Gloeophyllaceae.
AUCGUCGGGAACGCGACGAGAAUAUGGGAGCCCAAUUUGCGCUGGGAUCUGUUCAGCCAGUGCUCUGUCUGGAACCCCAAAGCGCGGGGUGUAGACGUCUGGGAGUGUAUCCGAGCUCACGACUCGGCAGUAGGCACUGAACCGCCAAAUCCGCAAUACUGGAGAUACAUCGCCCGUAGGUGA